Messenger RNA from Pseudoliparis swirei, 1474 nucleotides. It is a transcript of the gene pigm, whose product is annotated as phosphatidylinositol glycan anchor biosynthesis, class M. The transcript has 8 exons. Gene Ontology annotation, molecular function: GPI mannosyltransferase activity; alpha-1,4-mannosyltransferase activity. Gene Ontology annotation, biological process: GPI anchor biosynthetic process. Gene Ontology annotation, cellular component: glycosylphosphatidylinositol-mannosyltransferase I complex; membrane. Bases 178 to 1416 code for a protein of 412 amino acids. The record is from RefSeq and is a predicted model, not a curated record. NCBI's taxonomy places the organism in Eukaryota, Metazoa, Chordata, Actinopteri, Perciformes, Liparidae.
GGUUGUCUUAUUUGAAGUCCAACUAUUUAAAAAAACUAUAUUUUAUUCACAAUACAUGAGGAGUAUACCACCUGAAAUCGUAGGGGCUAAUGAGAUGAGGGGAACGGACACGUUGACUGACGCAUUCCGGGCUCCGUUAGCCUCCGGGGCUGAACCGGUCUGUCCACUCGGCUGGAGAUGGAGAGGCUAAUAACCGAGCUCACGAGGAAGCAUGUCCUCCUCACGGCUUCCUUCGCUGUACGACUGGCCCUGGUCGCUUAUGGAGACUACCAGGACAGGACCAUGGCUGUGAAGUACACUGACAUUGACUACCAUGUGUUCACAGAUGCUGCAAGAUUCAUCACUGAGGGCCAGUCCCCGUACAACAGGUCAACCUACCGCUACACCCCGCUCCUGGCCUGGCUGCUCACCCCGAACAUCUAUGUCAGCGCUGUGUUUGGCAAGAUCCUCUUCAUUGUGUGUGACGUGCUGUCAGGACUGCUCAUCUACAGAAUCCUCCGUCUGAGAGGUCUGAGCUCUGAGACUGCACGGCGUGUUUGUUCUCUGUGGCUACUCAACCCUCUGCCCAUGGGAGUGUCCAGCCGAGGGAAUGCCGAGUCCAUACUGGCAGCUCUGGUGCUGGGGACCUUACUCUGUAUGGAAGCCCAGCAUCUGAUGUGGGCUGCCGUUCUCUACGGUCUGUCAGUCCAUAUGAAGAUCUACCCCGUCACAUAUGCCCUGCCCAUCGCUCUGUCCCUGCGCACGCCAGAGACCAGAUCAGAGAAGUUCAAAAAGGGGAGGAGCUGGUUCAUGGGGUUUAUGGGAAGCUUCCUCAACCGGCAGCUGUUCCUCUUCGCAAGUGUGGCCGGAGGAGUUUUCUGUUUGCUUACAGCCCUCUUCUACUACAUGUAUGGAUGGGAGUUCCUUCAUGAGACUUACUUGUACCACCUGACCAGAAGGGACAUCCGACACAACUUCUCUCCAUACUUCUAUUUGCUCUACCUCACCACAGACAGCAGGUGGAGCCAGUGGCUCGGCCUGGCAGCGUUCCUGCCUCAGCUCGUCCUGCUGGUGGUGACGUCAUGGGCCUUUCACUCGGACCUAGCCUUCUGCUGCUUCCUGCACACCGCCAUCUUUGUCUCUUUCAAUAAAGUCUGCACUUCACAGUACUUCCUGUGGUACCUGUGUCUACUCCCUCUGGUCAUCCCUCACCUGAGUAUGUCGCUGAAGCAGGGAGUCGGACUGCUCCUCCUCUGGUUUGCUGGACAGGGUGUCUGGUUGGUUCCAGCCUACUUCCUGGAGUUCGAAGGCUCCAACACCUUCCUGUUAAUGUGGCUGGCCGGACUACUCUUCCUGAUUAUCAACUCAUCCAUCUUGAUUCAGAUCGUAGUCCAUUACAAACCAACUCAAACUCCACAGAGAAUGAAGGUCGAGUGACCUUUCACUGAAGAUGGACAAUGGAUGUUUAAAAAUAAAGUUUUUUGUAAUUCUCAGA